AUGGGAAUCCAAAUCCCUCUCUAUAAGAAGGAAACCCUAAUUCCUAACAGCAGGAUCGAAAGAGAUUCUCACGAAAUCCCCAACGACUACCAGCUGAUUCCAUUUUACGCCGUCAUCAUGAUACCCAACUUCGUCGGUACAAUCUCGAAAGCAAUCCGCCGCAAUGAGAAUUCAUUUGCGAUUAUCUUUGUAUUUAUUUAUGUGGGAUUCGUUUUGUCGAGAUUUUUCUUGUCUAAAUAUGUUUCAUUGCCUAAAAACGAGAAAUUGAUGCAGCAAUUGUGGCUGAAGUUGGAUAUCUGGUUUCUGUACACGGUGAUUACGUUCGGAUUUGUUUAUCAGUUUGCGGAUUUCUCACCACUGCAAACGACGGUGGCUAUGUACAUGGUUGUGUCGGUGUGUAGUUUAAUUCUGUUGUUUGUGUUUGUAAUCGUUGAUGUUAUUGAGUUUUGGAAGAUUUGGAGAUAUGGAGAGGAUCAUGAAACUCAGUUGUCUGAGAAUCCGAUGACAGAUGCCGGAGAAUUGAAUUCUUAUUCUGUCUCGAUCUGGGAGAAAGUGUGA
Lactuca saligna is the source of this 558-nucleotide messenger RNA. Lineage: Eukaryota; Viridiplantae; Streptophyta; Magnoliopsida; Asterales; Asteraceae. The record is from the annotation of a GenBank genome assembly.